AUGCCAGACAGUUUGGAUCUCAAGGUCGAUAACGUUGAACCGUUUGUGCCUAUGAUUUUGAUGGAUACCUGUCUAAUGGAAGGCUGGUCUCCAGCAUCUCUCUCAGCUCGCGCGAACAGACGAAGACAGUCAUCGACGAACACACAAAUUCUGGGCCUCCUCAAACUGAUUUUUAUCUCCCCUCUGGGCUCGUUUCCUCGUUUGGUCAAUAACAACCUCGACAGCAAAAUCAGUGACAGCGAAACAGCGCAGUCACCAUCAACCAGUUUACGCGAUCGGUACAGUUUUCCUCCUCGAUUCCGGAUUCCAUUCGCGUAUUUUUACGGGAAAACAAAAAUUUCCCUCGUCAUCUGGCACGUGAACAAGAUGAAGCUCUUCUGGUUCUGCUGCUUCGUCUUUACGUUAUUAAACGAACCUAUCGAUGGAGGAAUUCUACGUGAAAAACUUAGAGAACCUGAAGGACCACCUGUACCACACAGUCAGAGCUUGAAGAGAACGUCAGAACCGCGGCCACCUUCGACGAUAGGCAUCCAGCUGAAAGCGCCUGCUCCGCCGCCACCCGGAGAGGGACCGCAACCACCAGCUCCGCCAGAUCCGCAUUUAUUGGAAUUAUUUGAAAAAAGCCCAGAGAAUUUUCCCGCCGCUUACGCUCAAUGGCAACAGCAACAAGAACAACAGGAUGGAAGAGACGGACGGGCUAUGAAACAAAGGACGAUUACCUACGAUCAAUUUGUAACAGCCGCUGUUGUGAUCGGUUUGGAUCUUCAGCGCUCAAUCUACAGCAUGUUCGCACCAUCCGACGCUUACCUAAACAGUCUCAACAUUUCGCUAUCAGCAACAGCUCUCAGAGACCCUGAAUGUAUCCGGCAAAUCGUGCGAUCUCACACUGUCCUCGGCCGAUUGAUGCUCUCCGACAGGAUGGAAGAUGUGGCCAUGUCACUCGAGGACUCGCCAGUGUUCAUCUGCGCCAAAGAAGCCAACGGAGUGGAAGUGUUGCGAGCCAACAUUGAGACCGAUUACGGAGUCGUGCAUAUCAUCGACGGGCUGAUGGAUCGUCCGCACUUGAUGGAUUCUUGCCCCACUCUCAAGCAACGGCUGUCGUCCGGUGAAGGCCAGCAUGUCGAGAAUAUUAAAUCCAAUCAUAGUAUUAGCCUUCGAAGAGUUUCGGAAGAAGAUCUCCUGGCAAGUUUCGAGUACGACCCAUCGAUCCGAACCAACGAAAUUGACCAAAACACUUUCGACACCGAUGUUGUGGUUGUGCCGUUCAUCGAGGAGUCGGACCAAUCGCUAACCGAAGCCAACAUUCCACUCGAGUUGUUAGUCAACAUCGACAACUUUGCGCACGCUGUGAAGCUGACGUGGCAAACCGAGGACAAUGUAAUAGCCAUUCUGCAGAGUUUGGGAGCGUCGACAUUUCUAGCGCUGCUUGAACGCAGCCAUUUGAUGGACACUCUUACUCGCCAAGGCCCGUGGACGGUGUUUGCACCUGAUAACCAGGCGUGGCAGGCCCUACCUAAGGAGAUCUUCGACCAUAUCAUCGACGACCCGGUUCUACUGAGGCAAAUCCUUUCGUACCACAUCGUCCAGGCUAACGCGACCCGACGUCAGUUGAUCAACGACGAGAAACUGCCAUCCCUGUACGAAAAUCGUCCUAUUCACAUCAAUUUUUACACGGACGGAUGGGCCAGCUGGUACACCGCAUCUGGCAGCCAAAUUUCUAAUUUGGAUGAACUGGCGUCUAACGGGGUGGUCCAUGUCGUUCGUUCCGUACUUCUUCCACCUUUGGGAGAUUUUUAUUCGGUUGUCAAAUGGACACCUGCCUUACAAACUGCCUUUUCCAUGCUGCAAAGUGUAGCAGAUCCAGCUUUUACGAACAAAUCUGUAUCGUUGACUGCAUUCCUACCAGCUGAUGGCCCAGUGCUGGACGCAUUACUUGUCGGUUCGAGUCCGUCUAAAUUGACAGAAAUAUUGAGGCGCCAUGUCGUUCGAGGUACAUGGUUCGUGUCUGGAUUGAUCGAUGGCGAUCACCUGUUCACCUUCGACGGCCAAGUCUUGACAGUCCGCCGCGACGCGAAUUGCGUAGGAAUCAGUCAUUCAGGAAUCAACACGCCGUGUAUUGCCGUGCGUGAUAUCACCUUGACCAAUGGCGUUCUCCAUGUCAUCGAUAAUCUUGUACUAAACUGAUCGAUAGCGUGAUCGCCUUUCCGAUAGUAGGCCACGUUAACUACCGUGGCACGCUGCCAUCUUGCGCUUGUCCGUGUCGCUCAUGCAGGUUUUUCGACACGAUACGUUUGAAUAAAUUGAUUAUUAUUUGUCCAA
Molecule: messenger RNA, 2319 nt
Organism: Daphnia carinata
Lineage: Eukaryota; Metazoa; Arthropoda; Branchiopoda; Diplostraca; Daphniidae
Product: transforming growth factor-beta-induced protein ig-h3-like
Exons: 11
Coding region: 1-2184 (727 amino acids)
Biological process (GO): cell adhesion; extracellular matrix organization
Cellular component (GO): extracellular matrix
Molecular function (GO): cell adhesion molecule binding
Source: RefSeq, a predicted model, not a curated record